AUGGAUUAAGAUGAAAUAAUUAAAUAAGUGGUUCAUGUUUUUAAUAAACUCUCUACAAACUAAUAAUAGCCUAUUAGCAAAGAGAUGUUGUUAAAAUUCUUGGAUUCUCAGUCAAAUUAAGAAUAUGAUAGGGGUCUUUUCGAUUAAAUGUAUGAAAAAAUAGUCCAAAAAGAUUCUGGAUAAUUUACUGUUUAGAAAUUCAUAAGAACUUUGAUGGAAGCAUUGAAAUCAUUGAAAAAUAAGAUUUCCACUAUUUAGACAUAAAUAUCUCAAAAAAAAAAGAAUUUAGAGGAUCACAAAUCAACAUUGCAUGAAUUAUAGUCUCAAGAACAAUUUAAUUCAAAUAAAAUAUCCUUAGACAGCAGAAUAAGAGUUACUAUUCAUGAUGCUGAUAUUCAAUUUCCUGGAAAUAGUCCAAUAGCAGUAAUUUUAGGAUGUGAAGAUUUAAGAUACUCAACGAAAUCUGCAAGAAGAGAAAAUCUUGUGUGGGAAGAGAAAUUUGAAUUUGAUAUCUAAACUGGCAAAGAGGAAAUUUAUAUUGUUAUUUUAGAUAAAGAGUUGGCAGAUAGAGAGGAGAUAGGAGGAUAAACAAAACUUAAUUUAUAAGAUUUUUAUGAUUAAAAACCGCAUGAAAUAACACUUGAAUUAAAGGAUAAAUAUAAUCUAGAGUACAAUGGAUACAUUCUUAAGUAUUUUGAUAUAUAUGAAAGACAAAAUAUUGCAAAGAAGUCAUUUAAGAGUUACAGCAAAAUAUCAAAAGUCUAGAAGAUGAUGUAAAAGAAUACAAGAAUUAUAUUCAUAUGUUGUUCCUUCCUUUCGAAGAAAACUACUAAAAUUCAUAAGGAGACCACUAGGAGUUUAGUGAUUACUCUACAAACUAACCUACUCCUCAGAACUAAUUAGAACAGAGUCCAGAAAGUCAAUAAUGGUUGA
Molecule: messenger RNA, 933 nt
Organism: Paramecium tetraurelia
Lineage: Eukaryota; Ciliophora; Oligohymenophorea; Peniculida; Parameciidae
Exons: 2
Source: RefSeq, a predicted model, not a curated record